Pogona vitticeps (central bearded dragon) is the source of this 2382-nucleotide messenger RNA. RefSeq names its product cation channel sperm-associated auxiliary subunit delta. Gene Ontology annotation, cellular component: CatSper complex; sperm principal piece. NCBI's taxonomy places the organism in Eukaryota, Metazoa, Chordata, Lepidosauria, Squamata, Agamidae. The record is from RefSeq and is a predicted model, not a curated record. Gene Ontology annotation, biological process: sperm capacitation; flagellated sperm motility.
AUGAUUCAAAAUACUGCUUUGUGGAAGUCAUGUUCCUUGACAAUUCUCUUAGUAAAGUGUGUGCUGAGCCUGGCUAGAUUUAAUGGUGAAUGGCCGUGUAGUGAGGAGCGACUGGUUUAUUCAAGUUAUGCCUACCAUUCAAAAAUAAAGGGAUAUGGCAUUAACCUCUCUUACAAACACAAUAACCCUGUUCUACUCUAUCACCCAUGUACAGCAGAUUACUUUGAAGAAACGAAUCCUCCAGCCAUAUACCUUGGGAAAAAAGUCUUCCUCAGCUUAGAUGGAUUUGAGAGUAGCCUCUUGCCAUUGACCAUCUCAAAUUAUUAUGUGACCUCACCUGCUAUAGUCAGUGCUGUUGUCUUUGUGGAAAACUCUCGAAUACUCCUAGUAAUAAAUGAAAAAGUCUUUCUGUUUUUAUAUUCAACAUUGGAAGGCUUUAAAAAGUCAAAAGGUAUUGAUCGUCCAGUUACUGAAAUCACGAAUAUAGACUGCUGCUUUUCUGCAGAGGACCCUGUAUGCAGGAGAGUUGGCAAUACCAUUAUAGCUUAUAAACCAGAAGAUCCAACUGAUUAUAGCAACAUCUUUUUCUCCAAAGAUGGAGGAUACUCAUUUAGCAGAAUAUCCAAUACCCCAAGUUCCAGCACUGCCAUUAGGGCCUACAAUUUCAUAUCUUUGUCACAAAUUGCAGUGUUCACCAACGCAACAGUGGGGUAUAGGGAAUCUUCCUAUUUCAUAUAUGGUGGUGCUUUAUAUAUGAACAACCGCAAAGGUUCACUAUUUUGCCUGGAACCAUGUGAAAACGAGACAAUCAUCAGCUUAAUUCCGCCAGGCCUCAGGGGCUUUAUCAUCCUUUGGACAAACAACUCUCUCCUAUUCUCCUUUAACAAUGGCCUUACCGUAGAACCCAUCACAGUGCAUCCUACAGAAAAAUAUGGCAACAAGUCAUUCCUUUUACAUGGUAAAGGCUUUUGUAAUGUGGCCGUCCGCACAAAUGAAAUUGCAGCCAUCACAAAUGAUUUGAAGCUUUUCUAUGGUAGCCUGGAUAUGGUAUCCACAAAGAUGGUACAUAUUGGAGAUGCAGACAUUAAUGCCACUGAUGACUUCUGUGAUGCAUUGACGUUUGUGAGUACUGGAAUGAUUUUACUCUUCCACCCUGUUCGGAGCAAUGAAUCUGAAUAUUAUAAUUUUGAAAAAUGUACCAUCAACAUACAAGACACACUCAUGACUUUGCAGCCACCACUGCAGCCCUGUCCUGUAGAGAUCCUCAGUGGUGAUUUCCAUAACAAAAUGUAUUACCUUGAUAUGAAACAACAGCUUCAUUUUAAUGUCACAUUUGUGCCCAAGGCAGGCACGGGGGCACAUCCCUAUGUAACUGUAAGCAAUCCUCAUGUUCUGGCAUUCCAGGCACAUAUAGUGGAAGAUGGAUAUACAUAUAAUGGAAAUACCAGAUACAGCAUGAAAAUUAGGCUACUGCAGCAACAAUUUUCAAAUAUGGCCCGACCUGAAUUUCAAGAAGAUAUUUACAUAGGCAGACUAUCUACCAUCACUGUGGAUAUAUACAACAAAGGCAUAUUCUGUAUUGACAUGCAUCCAUUGACAGCUCUUAUUGCUGUGGACUGUCCACCUAAGAAACAUAUCAGAAUUGUUAAGACUACAACAGCAUGUAGUAAGGGUCUCUUUAAGAAUGUAGUACUGCAGAAUAAUUUCAGUUACUCAGUUAAUCACAAUGUAUACGAUCCUACAUUUCAUGGCAGACAGCAUUUAUCACAGGAAGACCUUAACGUAACUUAUCGCUACGACCUUUGGGGAUGUCCUCUUCUCCUAUAUUAUGAUAGUCCAUGGCUCCCACUUCUUGAGCUAUGGGACAAUGAUGAAUUUGUAGAGUAUGUAUCUGCUGAUUUUGUACUCUUUGAAAUUAAUGGAAUGCACAAUUAUGAUUAUCUUCUGACAGAAGUAGAGGCUAACUGUGUAUCUCAGGCUCAGAACUGGACCACACUUUUAAAUUAUCCUGAAGCCGAACCACAUAAUGCAUGGUCCAGGUAUAAUUAUCAAAGUUGCAAGGAACCUAGAGGAAAUGAGUCAUUACCAUCAGCUUCCUCCAUCUACCAGGUAUUGAACAAAAAUGAAAAGAACAGAAUAUUAUUCCAACAGUACAAUGGCAUUUAUGUCUUCAAAGUCAUUGUUGUAGAUGCAUUUUAUAGCUACUGUGACCUAACAACAGUUUUCAGUGUUUAUGUGCACGGUGCCCUCCCCAAGUCUGAGAUCAAUGCUGGGAAAACACUAGUCAGCUUUCUGGUUCUCAUUUUUGGCACAAUCUUAAUGGUAUACUACUUUCCUAAAUUACUGAAGGAAAAUGCAAGAAUGAAAUCUAUUUGGACCUAA